Messenger RNA from Heterobilharzia americana, 3036 nucleotides. The record is from the annotation of a GenBank genome assembly. Lineage: Eukaryota; Metazoa; Platyhelminthes; Trematoda; Strigeidida; Schistosomatidae.
AUGGGACAAAACAAUCUGUUGCAGAUAGUGUUUCUCAUUUAUUUAUGUCAAAGAUCAGAAGCACUAUUUCAUAUGAAAACGAAAAUUCUUUGCUCUAAUCCUGAUCAGAUUUCCAUUAUCGGUGGAGAACAAAGACGUUUAGUUACAGAAGGUGGUCGAGUCACACUAAUAUGUUGUGUUCCGGGUAAAACUAAUGGUCACGAUCAUGAACAACUUGUAUGGAAUGGACCAGAUGGGAAGGAACUUGUAAACUACUUUUCUAGUCCCAUAUCUGAAAGUCAACAUAUUGCGUAUUCUGUGCCAGAGUUCCACUCGAAAGGUUAUCUGAUAACAAUGAUGGUUAUUCAGAAGUUCAGAGCCGAAGAUAGUGGUCAGUAUACAUGCCGAAACAUGAACCCUAGUUCUACAGUUCUUCCAGCCAGUGUAUUUAUAGAUUAUCCAAAUACACAAAAUGGACAAGUGCUAGACAUUUCACGAGUGGACACGCGUCAUUCUGGAAUAUUUCUGUGCAAAGCUGAAACUAACAAUCCAACCUGGUUGCCUCAGGAUUCUGAGUAUGAUCCACGGUUAUAUGAAAGUGGGGUUGUAAAUUCACCAUUCUUGAUACAAAUUCAAGCUAUCCGUGGUAUAGUAUAUUCGCGUCCACGUUUACUGCCUGGAAGUCCAAUGGAGGUUUUCACACCGUCUGAUUCAGAUGAGUCACAGUUGGUACGCCCGUAUAAACAUUUUGUAACCAAACGUCAAGUUGAACAGAAUUCGAAUAUUGUUCAGAGUUCACCAAACUACUUGCAGAGAGUUUUACCUUUAUGGAGUGUAAACGACAAGGCAAAAGAUAAUCCCAGUACGCUGAGUGCAAAAAACAUAGUUCAAGAAGGUGGAAAGCUUAUUUUAGAAUGUCAAGCUCGUGGAAGACCUACUCCUCAAAUAUUGUGGUAUAGAGGUGGCAUGGGCUCUUCAAUAACAUCCACUUCCCAAGCUAUUACUUUUGACCAGCGGAUCAGGUCAGCUUUACAGCAUUUACCUUUGGAAGAUGUGCAAAGAGAACUAGGAAUCCUUAUAGCGGAUUUUGACCAUCUAUUUCCUGCAGUAAUGAACUUGGAAAAUUUAUCAAACGGAGCUAUUUAUAAAGCACCAGACAACUUUGGAAAUGCUCACAGGAAAGGAAUCCAGAACUAUGAAUUAGGCCGUUUUCAGUUGUCUACUGGUCUUCGAAAAGACGACAAAGGGGAUCCAGUCAUAGCAAUGUCACGACUAACGAUUAAUAAGUUAAUGCCAUCAGAUGCCACUCGUUAUACUUGUCUUGCUCUUUUGAACCUGAACAAAUAUGGUGGAGUUGGAAAUUUUACAGAUGUUGGAAGUAUUCUUCCCAAUGUCGUUCUCAAACCACGAUUUGUUCGCUCAGGAACGCACCUCAGAGCUAAUGGAUAUCCUGGAGAAAAUUGCAGCUUAACUUGUGAAGCAUAUGGUGGCCUUCCAAAUGAAAUGGGAUUACGUGUCAGACUUCUUAAAGGUCCAGGUGUUAAGAAACUCAUUUCUUAUAUAUCUCAGUCCAUGUAUAUGGACAAUAAGGAUCCUGAUCUCAAAUCACAGUAUGAUCUUGCUGACUAUCAAUCAGGAUAUUCUUCAUAUCAUAAAAAUCAUAAUCAGUAUAAAUUACUUAGCAAAAACAGUGAUUUAUCUGAUUCAUCUCCUGAUUCACUGUACACAAAUUCUUUACGUAGAAAAACUGAAAAUGUGGGACCAAACAGUAAUGAUUAUAUAGAAAUUGUUAAACCAGGUAUGAAUCCUCGCUAUCAUUUGGGUGUUGAGGCGGAUCCAAGAAAUCCGUAUGCAACAAUUCUACGUUUAGAUAUUACAGAUUUGUCACCGGAAGAUAAUUCAUUUUAUUUGUUAGCAGAACCUCGUCGAGUUAACGAAGUAUCAGAGCAAUUAGGUGGCAACGAAAAUACCAUGCAAAAUGAAACACCCUUCAAGCCAGGUGAAGAUGUUGUCUAUGGUUUAUCUCACUUACCGUCAAAGAUAGCGUGUCAAGCGCUAGGGCAGCCAACUCCCCAAUGGAAGUGGGUGGGGCCACAAAGUGGACCAAAUGUACCACUAGGUGAACCGAAUGAUUCCAAAGGUUACGUCAAAACAGACUAUGAGGAUGGAGAAUAUUCUGUCAGUGAAUUAACUAUUCCAGCUGGCUACUGGAAUGUUGGUGUAUUCGGCACAUAUACGUGUACUGCAUCCAAUAGACUUGGUCAAGCUACAGGACAUGUUCGACUUCAACUGGCUAGUCACCCUGGCCGACCCACAUUAAGAGCCUGUAAGGUUGAAGCAACUUUAAUUGAGCUGUGUGUUGAACCACCGAAUGAAACUGGUGGUUUACCGUUAACUCAUUAUGAAUUGAGGAUUCAAACUCAUCCACGUGGUGCUUUUCAUGGGCCUUUCGCCUACCUUCCUGGUCGCAGAGUACUAAGGUUACCAAAUCUUAUUCCAGGUUAUUAUUACCGAUUUGCAUUAUCAGCUGUCUCAAGCGCAGGAAGAGGACCGAAUGCAUAUUUACAGGUUACAACCAACAGAUUAUCCAAACCAGUAAUAAAAUUACUCGCUUCUCAAGAUUAUAUAAGUUCGAUGGGAUAUAAUGUUCACUGGAAUGCAGAAACUACAGAUGGUAUGGAUAUCAAUCAAUAUAAUAUUAAUAUAAGGCCGGUAGAAAUUGAUUAUUCUAUGGGUGAGAUAGCCGGACGUCCUAUUGGGUCUUGGACUCACUAUAAUAACAUUGAACCUAAUUGUGCUGUGUCAGGACUUGAAGGCCAAAAGAUAUGCAAUUUUCUUAUUGAUGAUUUAAAACCUGAUAGUGCCUACGAAUUGGAAUUGUCUGGACAAAAUUCAAUGGGCUUUUCGGAAACACAACGAAUUAUAUUCAGGACAUCAUCACUGACUGGUGUGAAUGGACGUAUACUAAAUAUGCCAUCGACUAUGAGACUAACCGGAAUAUCUACUCAUAUUCAAAUCGAAAAGGUUCGCUCAUUUUUAUUUCUACCAUUGUUCUGA